Molecule: messenger RNA, 1488 nt
Organism: Seminavis robusta
Lineage: Eukaryota; Bacillariophyta; Bacillariophyceae; Naviculales; Naviculaceae
Source: the annotation of a GenBank genome assembly
AUGGGCAAACGAUUACUGCAAAAGGUGUCUCGCAAGAAUGAUGGCAGUAGUGUGAGUGGCAAGGGGAAGAUUCCCAUUUUGAAGGUGGUACAAGUGCUUGUGGCCGCCGUGAUUGGCUUUUACGUGGCCUUUUUAGUGUCUACUACCCGACAAGCCACGUCUCUGUCGGAUGGGGCUACUCCUGAACGAAUACAACCAGACAGCAGCAGCAGCAGCAGUAGUGUGCAACGAAAAGCUGCCGAAAUGGACAAUCCACAACAGUCUUCUACUACUGCUACUAUUACCAUUGGCUAUGCCGUGUCGGUGACGGGCUGUGGUUCGGAUCCUCUGGAAGAAGGGGCUGCCGUCUUGAAGCAUUCGAUUCACUUGACAUCCAUUCAUGGCAAUACUGGCAACAACACUACUAGCAAUAAAAGUGGCAAGUACGACUAUCAAAUGUACGCCAUUUAUCAUCCCCAAGCAGCGCCGUGUGUGGCAUCGUUGCAAGAAUUGGGUUACAUACUGCUGGAACGCGACACACCGAUUGCCGUGGCCGACAUGGAAGGCGACUGGUUACGAACGCAUAUUGAAAAGAAUGGAUGUUGUGGCGAAAAGGAAUUGAUCAAAUUAGAAGCGUAUACACUGAUCCAGCAUCCCGUUGUGGUCCAUUUGGAUUUGGAUGUAUUGAUCUUGCAACCGUUGGAUCCACUCUUUGAUGCCAUGAUUCAAGGAGCGACGGCAUCGAAUGCCCAAUCUCGUAUUAAAGUACAAUGGCCCGAAAAACCAUUUACGGAACAACCAAAUGCAUUCAUCACUCGAGAUUACAAUAUGAAUCGACCGGGCAAUCCGUAUCCACCCGUUCAGGGAGGAUUCCUCGUGGUACGGCCCGACAUGGCCGUCUAUCAGGAAUACUUGGACAUUAUCAAAAAGGGAGAUUUCCAAGAAGGCAAAGGAUGGGGUGGCAAAGUAGGUGCCUUUUACGGAGGCAUGACCAUUCAAGGAUUGGUUCCCUAUUACUACGACGUACUACAUCCACACGAUGUCGUCGAACUCGAUCCUUGUCAAUACAAUCAAAUGUGCAACAAUCCACGCGACAAACCCACCGUGAAUGAUAUUGUCAAUGGACGCUGUCGUACCGGCCAAGACGAAUGUCAAGAUUGUCGCAGUUUACCACUGGAACAGGUCAUUACCACCCACUUUACACUCUGUCAAAAACCAUGGUGGUGUCUCCCGCAAGACGAAGAUCGCAUUCAAUCGCGACUGUGUCGCAAAUUGCAUCAUGCAUGGUAUCAGACCCGAUCGUCCUUGGAAGUUUCCUGGGGACGACCCGCUUUUGGCAAGUAUCGCAAUCACAAAUGGAAACAGGGCGAUCACUUUUUUGGAUUUUGUCGCGGAGCCGGAGGACAAGGAUACAUUCCCAUUGCCAAACCCUACGGGACACCCAUUGCGAAACCAUAUGGACGAGCCAAACCAACGACAACCAACAACAAGGAUGCCGCAGAAUCGUAA